Molecule: messenger RNA, 1134 nt
Organism: Neltuma alba
Lineage: Eukaryota; Viridiplantae; Streptophyta; Magnoliopsida; Fabales; Fabaceae
Product: cysteine-rich receptor-like protein kinase 10
Exons: 6
Coding region: 1-1134 (377 amino acids)
Biological process (GO): protein phosphorylation; defense response to bacterium
Cellular component (GO): plasma membrane
Molecular function (GO): ATP binding; protein serine/threonine kinase activity
Source: RefSeq, a predicted model, not a curated record
AUGCUUUUUUGUUUCGGCGUCUAUUACUGGAAGAGAAAAAAGAGCAACAGUUAUAAGGCAAUUCUGAAGAAAAAUUUCGGAGCUGAAGGAGCCACAUUAGAGUCAUUGCAAUUCAAUUUGGCAACAAUUGAAGCUGCAACAGAUAAGUUCUCACUUGAAAAUAGAAUAGGCAAAGGUGGAUUUGGAGAAGUCUACAUGGGCAUUCUUCCCGAUGGUAGCAAAAUAGCUGUAAAGAGAUUGUCAGAAAAAUCAAGUCAGGGCUUAUUGGAGUUCAAGAAUGAGGUUUUACUAAUUGCCAAACUUCAACACAGAAACUUGGUUGCAUUAUUAGGAUUUUGCUUGAAAGAUCAAGAGAAAAUACUUGUCUAUGAAUACGUUCCUAACAAGAGCCUCGAUUAUUUUUUAUUUGGUUCACAAAAGUCAAGAGUGUUAAAUUGGCCAGAGCGUCACAAAAUUAUAGGAGGAAUUGCUCGAGGAGUUCUUUAUCUUCAUGAAUACUCACGCAUUAAAAUAAUACAUCGAGAUCUCAAACCUAGCAAUAUUUUGUUAGAUGAUGAGAUGAAUCCGAAAAUUUCUGAUUUUGGAAUGGCGAGAAUUGUUGGCAUUAAUGAAACUAGGGGAAACACGAAUAGAAUUGUUGGAACAUUGGGUUACAUGUCUCCAGAAUAUAUCAAAUUUGGAUUAUUUUCUGAGAAAUCAGAUGUUUACAGCUUUGGAGUCAUUGUUUUAGAAAUUAUAAGUGGAAAGAAUAUAUCUUCUCAAUGUGAAUCACAUGAAUCUCAAUAUGUUGGUGGACUCCUAAGCGAUGCUUGGAAGCAUUGGAGGGAUGACAAUUUGAUAGCGAUAUUGGAUUCGAAUUUGACAGAAGCCGGGUCACAUAGUGAAAUAAUCAAAUGCAUCCAUAUUGGCUUGCUGUGUGUUCAAGGAAAUCCAGGAGUUAGGCCUUCCAUGAACAAAGCUGUUCAAUAUCUGAGUAAUGAUUCAAUUCAGUUGCCAAUUCCUCAAGAACCAGCAUUCUUCAUCCAUAGUCAAAUGGGACCAGCGGAAAGCAGUAGGUCAAUGGAGGCUCAACUUGCCAACCAUAAUCAAUAUUCCAUCAAUGAAAUGUCGGAGAAUAUAAUAUCUCCUCGCUAG